Molecule: messenger RNA, 2163 nt
Organism: Sorex fumeus (smoky shrew)
Lineage: Eukaryota; Metazoa; Chordata; Mammalia; Eulipotyphla; Soricidae
Gene: CLIC2
Product: chloride intracellular channel 2
Exons: 6
Coding region: 201-944 (247 amino acids)
Source: RefSeq, a predicted model, not a curated record
UCCUCAAGCAUCUAGAAUUCUCUGCAUCAUAACUCUUGAUUAAGGAGACUAGCUUGCACUCUAACUCAAUUCAAUACAAGCUUCACUCUCCUCAACACAGCAAAUUUAUGUGAACUUUUGGAUAAAACUGGAAGAAACAGUCCACGAGUACUGUGCAAGAGGCGGUGGGGGUGCUGACUACUCGUGGUACAAAUUUAUAGAUGGCAGGCAUGAGGCCCAGCAUUCAAGCAGACCCUGAAAUCGAGCUUUUUGUAAAGGCCGGAAGUGAUGGGGAGAGUAUUGGGAACUGUCCCUUUUGCCAACGACUUUUCAUGAUCUUGUGGCUUAAAGGAGUUAAAUUUAAUGUGACUACUGUUGACAUGACUAGAAAGCCUGAAGAACUGAAGGACUUAGCCCCAGGUACCAAUCCUCCCUUCCUGGUGUAUAACAAAGAGUUGAAAACAGACUUCAUUAAAAUUGAGGAGUUUCUAGAGCAGACACUGGCUCCUCCAAGGUAUCCUCACCUGAGUCCCAAGAACAUGGAUUCCUUUAUUGUGGGCUGUAACCUCUUUGCUAAGUUUUCUGCAUACAUUAAGAAUACACAGAAGGAGGCAAAUAAGAAUUUCGAAAAGUCUCUACUCAGAGAAUUUAAACGUCUGGAUGACUAUUUAAACACCCCACUUCUGGAUGAAAUUGAUCCAUACAGCCCUGAGGAACUCAGAGUUUCCAGAAGAUUGUUCUUGGAUGGAGAUAAACUGACAUUAGCUGACUGCAGCUUAUUGCCCAAACUGAACAUCAUUAAAGUUGCUGCUAAGAAAUAUCGUAACUUUGAAAUUCCAGCAGAGUUCUCAGGAGUCUGGCGCUAUCUCCACAAUGCCUAUGCCCGUGAAGAAUUUACCCACACAUGUCCCGAAGACAAAGAAAUUGAAAAUACCUAUGCAACUGUGGCUAAACAAAAGAGUUAGGAUAGUUCUUUCAUUAAAAAAAGAAAAGUCUUUCUAAACAGAUGUCAUUUGCUAAAACAGCAGAAAAUUUAUUGGAUAUAAGAAUAUGUAAAAUAGUUUUCUCUAGCCACCUUUCUUAUGAAAAAUAAUGCUAUAUUUUCUGUACUUUUUCCACUGUGUAUUUGAAAAUUUUUCAUAUUUUCACUUCAUUUUCUUUAUUUUCAUGACAUAACCAUUGCAAUCUUAAAUGAUAUGGAGAGCAUCAGCAUCUUUGGCUAUUUGAUCAAAUUAGUAAAUUGCAUCAUGCUCAAUUUAAUCACUUCACUUAAUCACUUAACUUCCCGUUAGUCGUCGAUUUGCUCGAGCGGGCGCCAGUAACGUCUCCAUUUGUCCCUGUCGCGUGCUAGUGUAGCCCAAUGGCAUCUGUUCGCUCCGGGAACAUGAAGGGCCUCAAACCGAUCGUUCAUGAUCUUGACGAAGAAGUCUGACCAUCUGGAAGGUGGGCGGCCACGCGGUCUUUUGACAUCCCGUGGAAUCCAGUCGGUAACAGCUCUAGUCCAGCGGUCAUGCUCAACAGAUAUGGAAAUUUACAAAUGUCAUAAGUGUAACCACAAUCACAAACUGUUUCUUAAAAUAUUUCCAUCUAAAUCAUUAAAAAUUUACAUAUUUUUCAGUUUGUCAUGUGGAUGUUUAUUUCUGAAAUGGAUAAUGAAGUCAUAGAUUGAACAUAUCAUAUAGCAAAUCCUAAAAUAAAUGACUAAGAAAAAGUCAGUUUUAGGGGCCAGAGAGAUAGUACAGCGGGUGAGGCCAUUUCCUUCCAUGAGAACACCCAGGUUUGAUCCCCAGUACUGCAGGUGGUCCCCCAAGAACCACCAAGAUUGAUCCCCGAGAACAGCUAUGUGUGUCCCAAAAAUCAAGAAUAAAAAACAAAGACAAAGAAAAUGACAACUCUAGGAAAAAAUAAAGAUGAGCUGGUCACAGAAUGGUAUUUAACAUCUAGAUAUAUUAUUGCCUCAUAGUCAAAGAUGAUAAUGAGACUAUGAUCUGUAUGACUAGAUUAUAUUGCUGUUGUUAAUAAGCAAGCAGUCAUUAGAUUAAAAGUUAUAAUAGAGGGGCUGGAGAGAUAGAACAGCAGGUAGGGUGUUUGUUUUCUUUGCAUGUGGUUAACCCAGGUUCAAUCCCCAACAUGCCAUAUGGUGCCCUGAGUCCACCAAGAGUGAUCCCCAAGCACAGAGGCAGG